Molecule: messenger RNA, 1538 nt
Organism: Nerophis lumbriciformis (worm pipefish)
Lineage: Eukaryota; Metazoa; Chordata; Actinopteri; Syngnathiformes; Syngnathidae
Source: RefSeq, a predicted model, not a curated record
GGGAAAGCGAAAAGACCAAGAUGGCUGACUGAGCGGCAUUGACUUUCCGGAGAAGUUUUAAGCUCUUAUAGCAAGGAAUACCUCAAACUAAGUGUUUUCUAAAAACACCCACAGCACAGAAGUUGAGUUUUGGAGCGAUGGAGUGUUCUCUGAGGUGAAGAUAGAAGACGUGAUAGAAGAUGGACGACUACUGCUAUGCUAAGAUGGCGACGUCCGCUAAAAGAGAACAUGAAAGAGAAUCAACUUCCAGCAAAUCACCAACGGAGAUAAAGACGAAAGAUGAAGACAUCCAGCAGCUGAUUGGUCAUCCAGAAGAACUUCCCCCUCAUUUGGCAGAAGGGAGCUCCACUUUGAAGCAGGAGACUCCACAGCCACCCCACAUUAAAAAGGAAGAGGAGGAACUCUGGAUCACUCAGGAGGGAGAGUGUCUUCUAGGACCACAGGAGGCUGAUCUCACCAAGUUGCCACUGACUGUUGUCUCUGUGAAGAUUGAAGAUGAUGAAGAGAAACCACAAGUAGACAAUCUCUUAGCUCCACUAUCAGGUAGUGAAGCUGAAGAUGAGGUUGAAGUACCUUUGAGCAGCGAUACCGACUCUGAAGGUGAUAUGAGGACUCACAUUGACACCAAACACUUUGAAUUCUCUAAAAAGAAGAGAGGUAAACAAUGUUUCAGCUGCUCAGUUUGUGAUAAAUGUUUUACUAGAAAGAGAGAUUUGACUCAACACAUGAGAACACACACAGGAGAAAAACCAUUUAGUUGUUCAGUUUGUAGUAAAAGCUUUUCUCAAAAAAGCAAUUUGACUCCACACAUGAGAACGCACACAGGUGAAAAAACAUUUAGUUGUUCAGUUUGUGGUCAAUGCUUUACUCUAAAAUGCAAUUUGACUCAUCACAUGAGAACACACACAGGAGAAAAGACAUGCGUUUGUUCUGUUUGUGGUCAAAGCUUUUCUCAAAAAAGCAAUUUGACGCAACACAUGAGAACACACAACGGCCAAAAACCAUUUAAUUGUUCAGUUUGUGGUAAAAGCUUUUCUCAAAAGAGUAGCUUGACUCUACACAUGGGCACACACACGGGGAAAAAAACAUUUAAUUGCGCAGUUUGUGGUAAACGCUUCUCUCAAAAGGGCAGUUUGACUCGACACAAAACAACACACACAGGAGACAAACCAUUUAAUUGUUCAGUUUGUGGUAAAGGUUUUUCUCAAAAGAGCGGUUUGACCAAGCACAUGAGAAGACUCAAUGAAGAAAAACCAUUUAGUUGUUCAGUUUGUGGUAAACAAUUUCAUCUUAAUGCAGAUGCAUUAAGACACAUAAGAACACACACAGGGGAAUAACAGAUCACCAAUCUAGUUUAUAAUAUGUUGGUCGUAAGUGGCAACAUCCACCCAAACCCAAGACCUCCUCUUUUUUCAUAAAUAUCUGAUGUACUUGUACAAAUAAGGAUUAUCUGGAGCAUAAUAUUAUCUCCUCUUGACCCAUACUUGCCAACCUUAAGACCUCCGAUUUCGGGAGGUGGGGGGAAAUACUUAACUUAU